Ahaetulla prasina is the source of this 4371-nucleotide messenger RNA. It is a transcript of the gene SLC14A1, whose product is annotated as solute carrier family 14 member 1 (Kidd blood group). Gene Ontology annotation, biological process: urea transmembrane transport. The record is from RefSeq and is a predicted model, not a curated record. The coding region runs from base 123 to 1457 and encodes 444 amino acids. Gene Ontology annotation, cellular component: membrane. Gene Ontology annotation, molecular function: urea transmembrane transporter activity. The transcript is spliced from 10 exons. Lineage: Eukaryota; Metazoa; Chordata; Lepidosauria; Squamata; Colubridae.
GAAACAGUGCUCCUUUUGCUAUCACUGACUCCGCACACCCUCCUUAGGCAAUAAACUUGGCAGAGACAUCAAAAGUUUCCUAACCAGAUACUACUGGAAGCAUAUGUGCAACGCUAGCAAAGAUGGAUGGAAGUCCCUUCAACUGUUCCUCACUCCUAGUCCCAGUUCAGCUAUCACCAGAUGGAUGCAAGUCUUAUGACUCUGAAUGUAAGCACCAGCAAUGCUCAGCAGGUGCCCAGGACCCUUGUCAAAGUAGACCACUACUGAAGAGGCUGGAAGCCCAGGAUCCAAAACUCACAAUGGAGAUUGAUGUCGCUGGUGAAAAGUCUGACAAAACACAAAAGACAACAGGCAAAUGUUGCCAGGAAAUGUUGAGAGCCCUGAGCUGUGUCACGGGAGAUAUGAAGAUGUUUGGAGACUGGCUAAAAGAUAAGCCUGUGGCCCUCCAGUUUGUUGACUGGCUUCUGCGGGGUGUUUCUCAAGUGAUCUUUGUCAACAAUCCGCUCAGUGGCAUCAUCCUGCUUAUUGGAUUCCUGGUGCAGAGCCGUUGGCUGACACUCAUGUGCUGCACUGGAGUGAUUGUCUCAACUUUAACUGCAGUUAUUCUAAGCCAAGAGAGAUCCGCGAUUGCUGCUGGACUUCAUGGCUACAAUGGUGUCCUUGUAGGGAUGCUGAUGGCUGUCUUCUCAGACAAGGGCGAAUAUUACUGGUGGCUCCUACUGCCUGUUAUUCUCAUGUCCAUGACCUGCCCUAUCUUUACCAGCGCUUUAGGUUCGCUCUUCAGCAAAUGGGAUCUUCCGGUUCUCACACUCCCUUUCAAUUUGGCGCUGAGUCUGUUUCUAGGGGCCACCGGCCAUUAUAAUUCUUUCUUCCCUACAACGCUGAUAGAACCAACCGCCUCUUUGCCCAACAACUCUUGGUCCGAUGUUCAAGUGACUAUGCUCCUGAGGUCUAUCCCAGUAGGAGUCGGGCAGGUCUACGGUUGCGAUAACCCUUGGACUGGUGGCAUCGUCAUGCUGGCUGUCUUCAUUUCAUCUCCUCUCAUCUUCGGUCACGCGGUGCUUGGCUCAGCAGUUGGAAUACCGGCAGCCCUGAGCCUGGCUUCCCCCUUGAACAGAAUUUAUGCCGGUUUGUGGAAUUACAACAGCUGCCUCUCCUGUAUCGCCAUCGGAGGGAUGUUCUACGCCCUCACCUGGGAGACAUUUGCGUUGGCAAUAGCUUGCGCUUUUUUUACCACCUACGUGGGGGAAGCGAUGGGCCACAUCUUUUCCGUGUUUGGGAUGCCAAUAGGGACUUGGCCUUUCUGCUUAUCUGCCCUCACCUUCCUGCUCUUAACCACCACCAACGAGGCCAUCUUCAAGCUGCCCCUUUCCAAAGUCACCUAUCCCGAAGCCAACCGGGAGUACUAUCUGGAGAGAAAGAAACCGUGCCCUGAAUCCAUUUGUGACAAAGUGUAAGACAGCAUAUCGAAGAGUCUGUCGUGUCCCACUCCUCUUCUGACGGCCGGGUCUGGGAAGUCUGUAUCAAGCAUGGCCACGAAGCCUCUGCAGCUUUGCCAAAUUCCUGACUUCAGCAACCAGAUGAGAUUUUGCCUGACUCAAGGAAUGCCAAAAAGCAGAUUUUUUAUAUAGGCUAUGGGGUGUGGUUCCAUGACUCAGCGCUUAUCCAGGCCUGCCACUCCCUUCCUUUUGCUGACGUCGCCUCUCCAUUCUCCAGAAGUGGGCAUCUGUCCACUGUGUCUUUUCUUCCUCAGCUGCCAGCAAUUCUAGCUCAUGGCCGGCUUUGUGCUCACACGCUGUAGGGAGGUUUGUUUGCUCAGUCUGUCCGGGCAUGGUGCCAGGGCUGGGGGCUGGAGGCAUGCCAGGCCAUUCUUCUUCACUAUCGGUCUCUGGCUCAGAUAGCAGGAGAUGGGAGGGGCCUGGCUGAGGAGAGGAGGGCGGGCAAGACACAACAGAGUCGCUCUUGCAACUAGAGAGUCUUCCCAAAGAAGAACAGAAGGAAAACUUACGUUUUUGGUGAACAGUUUUGUUCUUCUCGCUUGUAGAUGCCUUCACUUGGAUCAGUCAAGUUCAACUUUCAGGGAUGUUCUUCAGUCAGAAGUGAAUGUAUUCAUCUGGAAAGGAACAUAAUAUAUGUGGGACAAUUCAGUUUAGACCAGAGGUGUCCAAAUUUGGCAACUUUAAGACUUGUGGUCUUCAACUCCCAGAAUUCCUUAGCCUUGUUUAAAAAAAAAAAGCCAUAAAAUCAGACAUGACUCACUUAAGAACUGCCUUGUUUAGCAAUGGAAAUUCUGGUACCAAUCAUUGUUGUAAGUUAAGGACUGCUUGUAAAGAAGAGAAAUUAUUAUUAUUAUUAUUUAUAAACUUAGCUGUUACCUGCAAGUUAUGACUACUUUAAUGAAUGAGUGAAUACUUUAUUUGGCCAAGUGUGAUUAGACACACAAUAUUCUCUUUAUACAAAUACUAGCUGAUAACCUGGCAUUGCCCAGGUAUUUAUUUAUCCCAAUCCUGUAUUAGGAUUUUCCCCCUUACCAGAGGGAGCCUCCUUGUGGAGUACUGUGAAGCCAUUAUCAUGGCAAUUCCAUUGUGCUGCACAGUAGAAGCCAUUUUAAGGCAGUACAAUAGACACCAUUUUAAGGCACAACAGGCUGUAUCUUAACGGAACACAUACCCUGAGGGGUGUCUUACCUCCGCAGUAUUUCUUUCCAGAGAGCAAGUCAUCUGUGUACCAAGUUUGGUUGAAAUUGCUUGAGGCAUUCCAGAGUUAUGCUGGAACAUACACACAUACACACAGCCAUUUAGAUAGAUAGAUGAGAGGAAGGGAGAGAGAGAAGGAGGGAGGGAGAGAGAGGGAGAGGGAGAGGGGGAGAGAGAAAGAGAGAGAGAGAGAGAUUGAUUCAGGAAAUAAAUUGUUACAAGAUACAUUUACAACAUCCUCUAAUUCCUAGCAACACAGAGAGUCGUGAGAGGUCAGUGCUAGAGCAAAAUUUAUACGAAGAAGGCUUUGCAGAUAUAUCAAUGGAUUCCCAAUUUAUUAACCAAAAUGUAUAUCUGCACCUUGAAGACAUAAUUAAUCUAGACGUGAUUGUAUAUCAGUUCCUUUUCUAAGCAACAUGAGAAAUGCUUGGAAUGACGAGCGACCACACAGGCAGUUCUUCUCCCAGUUUUGGUAAGUUGUUCCAGAAGGACAGAUGAGACAAGGAGGUAACAGUGACCAGGUAGAAUGAUCAAAUUAGGACAUUCUCGUUAGAAGCAGGGGAAUCUCUGCAACAGAAGAGAUUAUUUGCAGUUUAGGAUUGAACUAGCGUCCUUGGGUCCUUGGUGCUCUUUGAACUUGGCUGUUUUCUUGCAGACAUUUCAAUACCCAGUUAGGUAAUGUCAUCAAUGCUAGAAGGGAGCAGGGUUUGCUUUAUUUUUAAAGACUAGUGCAGUCCUGGUGAACCUUUUCAGGGCGGCACGCAUGCAUGUGCCAUAAACCGGAAGAGCAGCAGCCUGGUGCCCAUGUGCGUGCCAAGAAGAUAAUUUUCCAGUUUCCGGCAUACACAUGUGCACCGGCUACCAGGUCUUCCAGUUUCUGGCAUGCAUACACACGCCGGAAGAGCAACCACCAGGCACACAUGCGCAUGUCGGGAAGAUGAUCUUCCAGUUUCUGAUGCGCACAUGUGCACCAGACAGCCAGUCUCCCAGUUUCCAGUAUGUAUGCAUGUAUGAAGACCAGCUGGCCGGUGCACAUGCGCACCCUGGAAACUGGAAGAUCAUGUUGCCGGCACGCGCAUGUGCUGUUCUUCCGGUUUCUAGCACUCCCACACACGUAAAGACCAGCUGGCCAACAUGCUGGAACACGGAAGAGCAACGGCCAUCGGCUCAUGCGCUCAGAGAGAUGGCUCUGUGUGCCACUUCCAGCAUGCAUGUCAUAGGUUCGGGGGGACUAUUACGGGACUAGUUUGGGGUACUCUAUAGGUGUAUCCCAAUCAAGGAACUAUCAACUCCGACAAACAAUCAAACCAUAAACAAGGAACCACCAAGAACAUGUCCAUCAAUAUUGGCAGGGCAAACCACUUGCACAUAAAGAGAGAACCAACCCCACUCUCUUUUAGAACUGAUGAUGUUACCUAGUUGGGUCAUGAAAUGUUUGUAAGAAAAAAAACCAAGCUCAAACAGCACCAAGGACUCCACAAAACUCUGCAAGUUGUCAUUCUUGGCAGAUCCCACGAAACUGACCCCUGAUGCUAGCCCUGAUACCUCGUCUCCAAACCAUGAUUUGUAAAUGAAAUUAUAGUUUGAAGAACAGGAUUCAUUUUGGGGCCUCUUAGCAAUGCAGAGUGGAGGAGAAGCAUAUUGAAAACAAAGGGAAGUCCAAGGGAAGGAAUCU